AUGACGUUAGAUUUUAACAUGGUUCUCUGGCUGCUGCCUGAUUUGCAUAAUACUGAUCUUCAUCUGGCUGUCAACUGUAUAUUUCAUGACUGUCAGGCCCCUGGGGUCAGAGUCACCAAAGUGGAUUGGCAGCCGAUGAGAAAUGGCACUGCCCACAGAACCCAGGAAUACUCUUGCCACGAGCUGGUGGUUCGCAGAGGCCAGCUGUUCAGCAUCAGGCUGCAUCUCACUGGAGUCCUGGACAGAGAAGAGACCCUCACCCUCACUGUGCAGACAGGGUCUCAGGCUUCCGAGGCUCUCCACACCAAAGCUGUGUUCCAGACAGCGGAUCUGGAGGUUGGUGAUGCCUGGACAGCAGCAAAGGAGGCACAGACAGGGAACACCGUGACUGUCAGCCUCGCCAGUCCUCCAGAUGCUGUCAUUGGCCGAUACCUACUGAGUGCCCGGGCUUCCUCCCGCCGCAAACACAGCGACCGGAAGCUGGGCGAGUUUGUUCUUCUUUUCAAUCCAUGGUGCCCAGAGGACGAUGUAUUUCUGGCCUCAGAGGAGGAGAGACAGGAGUACGUGCUCAAUGACAAUGGCAUCAUCUUCCGCGGCGUGGAGAAGCACAUCCGAGCCCAGGGCUGGAACUACGGGCAGUUUGAGGAGGACAUCCUGAACAUCUGCCUCUCCAUCCUGGACCGAAGCCCCAGUCACCAAGAAGACCCAGCCACCGAUGUGUCCUGCCGUCAUAACCCUGUCUAUGUCUCCAGAGUCAUCAGUGCCAUGGUGAACAGCAACAAUGACCGGGGCGUGGUGCAAGGCCAGUGGCAGGGCAAAUACGGCGGUGGCACCAGCCCGCUGCACUGGAGAGGCAGUGUGGCCAUUCUGCAGAAGUGGUUCAGGGGCAAGUACAAGCCAGUCAAAUACGGCCAGUGCUGGGUCUUCGCAGGAGUGAUGUGCACAGUCCUCAGGUGCCUGGGGAUCCCCACACGGGUGGUGUCCAACUUCAACUCAGCCCACGACACCGACAGGAACCUGAGUGUGGACAAAUAUGUAGACUCCUUUGGGCGGACCCUGGAGGACUUGACAGAAGACAGCAUGUGGAAUUUCCAUGUCUGGAAUGAGAGUUGGUUUACCCGGCAGGAUCUGGGCCCCUCGUACGAUGGCUGGCAGGUUCUGGAUGCUACACCUCAGGAGGAGAGCGAAGGUAGGUUCCAGUGUGGCCCAGCCUCGGUCACAGCCAUCCGCGAGGGUGACAUACAUUUGGCCCAUGAUGGCCCCUUCGUGUUCUCGGAGGUCAAUGCUGACUACAUCACCUGGCUGUGGCACAAGGAUGAGAGCCAGGAGCGUGUGUACUCGGACACAAAGAAGAUUGGGAGAUCCAUCAGCACCAAGGCAGUAGGCAGUGAUUCCCGCGUGGACAUCACCAACCUCUACAAGUACCCAGAAGGGUCUCAGAAGGAGAGGCAGGUGUACCGCAAGGCCAUGAAGAAGCUGCUCAGUGUGGAAGCCUGGGGGAAGAGGUCGCGGAUGCAAAGGGCCAGCAGGCGCAGCCUCCAGCGUGACAACCUCCUGGAACCCCCCGCCAAGCCCAGCAUCACUGGCAAGUUCAAGGUGCUGGAGCCACCAGUGCUGGGCCAUGAUUUGAAGCUGGCUCUGAGCUUGGCCAACCUCACCUCUCAGGCCCUGCAGGUCCAGGUCAAUCUGAGCGGUGCCACCAUUCUCUACACCCGCAGGCCAGUGGCAGAAAUCCUGCAUGAGUCCCAUACAGUGAGGCUGGACCCACAAGAAGAAAAGAAAAUCCCAAUCACAAUAUCUUACUCUCAGUACAAAAAGGACCUGACUGAGGACAAGAAGAUCCUAUUGGCUGCCAUGUGCCUUGUCUCCAAAGGAGAGAAGCUCCUGGUGGAGAAGGACGUUACUCUGGACGACUUUAUCAUCAUCAAGGUGCUGGGCCCAGCCACAGUGGGAGUGGCAGUCGCUGUGGAAGUGACCAUCAUCAACCCCCUCUCAGAAAGAGUGAAGGAUUGUGUGCUGAUGGUGGAAGGAAGUGGCCUUCUCCAAGGACAGCUCAGCAUUGAUGUACCCACUCUGCAGCCCCAGGAGAGGGCCUUGGUCCAGUUCACCAUCACCCCGUCCAGGAGUGGCCCACGGCAGCUGCAGGUGGACCUCGUCAGCCCCCACUUCCCAGACAUCAAGGGUUUUCUGAUCAUCCGUGUGGCCAUAGCCAAGUGA
This is a messenger RNA of Fukomys damarensis (Damara mole-rat), 2217 nucleotides long. RefSeq names its product transglutaminase 6 (gene Tgm6). The coding region runs from base 1 to 2217 and encodes 738 amino acids. The transcript has 13 exons. The record is from RefSeq and is a predicted model, not a curated record. NCBI's taxonomy places the organism in Eukaryota, Metazoa, Chordata, Mammalia, Rodentia, Bathyergidae. Gene Ontology annotation, molecular function: protein-glutamine gamma-glutamyltransferase activity. Gene Ontology annotation, biological process: peptide cross-linking.